Molecule: messenger RNA, 1987 nt
Organism: Fusarium oxysporum Fo47
Lineage: Eukaryota; Fungi; Ascomycota; Sordariomycetes; Hypocreales; Nectriaceae
Product: Zn(II)2Cys6 transcription factor domain-containing protein
Exons: 3
Coding region: 107-1882 (591 amino acids)
Biological process (GO): regulation of DNA-templated transcription
Molecular function (GO): DNA-binding transcription factor activity, RNA polymerase II-specific; zinc ion binding
Source: RefSeq, a predicted model, not a curated record
UGAGGUCUGACUGCAUGUUCCCAGAGUCAGCACCGCUUAACGUUUUCCGAAGCCCAACAAAGUGCCAUUAUCGUCUAAAACUUAAAAUCCUUCCACCACCAAUUUAAUGUCGAGAGAGCGACCACGAGUUUUACUGCGUGCUGCUCAGCCGCGACAUCGUAAGGGACUUCCUAAGGCUCGCACUGGAUGCAUGACAUGCAGAAUCCGCAAGAUCAAAUGUGACGAGGCGAGGCCGGGCUGUCAACGAUGCAUUGGCACUGGUCGUAAAUGCGACGGCUAUGGGGAUACAGACAGUGUGACCCAGCAGACACUAAUCAUUCGAGAACGACCACCAAUUACACGUGCCUUCGAUAACGAUCUUGGGAUAGAGCUGAGCUUUCAUGCUUUUGACUACUAUCGAGGCCACGUCUCUCACCAAGUUGGCGAUACAGUGGACAGAGACUUCUGGGGAAACCUAGUGUUGCGACUUGCACCCACUGAUCCCGCGAUACGGCAUGCCAUCUCAGCAAUCAGUCAGAUGUAUGCUGAAAAGACAAAGGAUACGAGAGACACCUGUCCAAACUACAGACCCGCCAUCGUCGAAUACAACAAAGCCAUCCUCGCCGUGCGGUCAUGGCCCUUAGCCACAGAGUCAAGAGUCAAGCCCCUCCUCGUAUGCUUGCUGUUUGUCUGUAUUGAGUUCAUGCUAGGCCACGAGCAUCAAAACGCAGCCAAGAUGCACAUCCUCCAAGGACGAAGGCUUCUUGCAAAUAUCAAGGACCGCAAAACACCAGAAACCGACAUCAUUCGACAAUAUCUGGCUCCGAUAUAUCUACGCCUCGCAUAUGUCGGUAAUGACCGAGUUGACUUCCCACGGCAUCUUCUACAAAUGACGACGACACCGCUCAAGUUCGCUUCUCUGUCUGACGCGCGAUGCGCCUUGUACUACCUCGUGGAUCUUGGAUUCACUGUCAUUUACGAGGUGAAGUCGUACCGCGCAAAGGGCGCCGAAGAGGAGACUUCGGAUACUGAGGGAGGUACUUUGCAGUCACGACACAAACAUAUCAUCCGUGAGCUGGCGAACUGGCGUCACGCUUUUGAAGCGUACCUUGCGUUCAGCGAUCUCCAUGGGCCAGACAUGAGAACGGCAAAGCUUCUCACGAUGCGUCAUUGCCUCAUGAUAGUGUUCCUUGACUCAAUGGUCUCGGGGUCCGACUACGUCUGCGACAGAAACAGUCUUUGUGAAAUGUCCGUUGCUACUGAUUCCGCAGCUUUCGUUGUUAAAUACGAUAAUGAUGUGCUACAGGGACCAUCAUUCACUUUUGAAAGCGAGGUUGUUGGUCCAGUUUACUGGAUAGCAGCCAAGUGUCGACAACCUGCCAUUCGGAGAAGAGCACUUGAACUUCUUUACGAGCGAGAAAAGACAAACCGAGUCGAAAGUCUUACAAUGAUAAAGCAUACUAUUGCAAUGGCUAAAAGAGUCAUCGAGAUCGAGGAGGAGGGACUUGAGAUACCACGUGGCACUAAAGCUAUCCAAGAUUACCCAAACAAGUAUGAAGUUAUCUCGAGAGAAGAGUCCAGCGAAUGGGCAGAGGGCUUUCUCACCGAUCAGAAAGAACAGUGGCCUGUGCUGUGGGAUCUGGGAAGUCACCGCUCUGACAUUCCAACAAAGUUGACCGGUAUUACUGCUGCGAGGGAGCAGAAAGAACUUGCUGAAGGGCUGGCUAAAGGAUGGCCGAGAGAUCGACUUAUCUGGCCUUAUGGAAUCACGAGAGAACGGAGGGUGUUGAGUGUCGUCGUCAAGAAACAUACUGCCGAUGAUUUAUGGUUGGAGUAUGUGAGAGAGCCAUUGGCACCUGGUGGAGAAUACCGAGUUAUGAAGGAGCAUAUCCGGUUUGGAUGACGACAUAAUAACCGUUGUCGCAUAUAUCAUGGAGUUUGGCGCUGUAAAUUUUUCUAUUUUAUUGAUCCUAUCCGAGUGGCCUUGUUUCGCUACAGUUAAUUCCUA